AUGCACCCGGCGCUGGGCCACCCUCGCGCGCUCUUGUCCGCGCCCACCUCCUUUCCGCCGCCCCCCGCCGCCGCCCGGCUACAGCCCCUCUUCCUCCGGGGGGGCUCCUCCCGCGGCCGGAGAGGCUCAGGCGACAGCAGUACCAGCACCAGCACCAGCCGCGGGGGGGGCGGCGGCAGACGCGGCGGGGGCGGCGGCUCCCCGAGCAGCAGCACAGGCGCGGAGCGAGAGGACGACGACGAGAGCAUUAGCAUCAGCAAGCCACUGGUGCCCGCCGCCGCCGCGCUCCCGGGGCCCCCGACUCAGGGGGGCGUCCCAGUCUCCGCCACCGCGCCCGCCGCCGCCUCCUCCACCUCCACGCCCACCUCCUCCUGCAGCAUGACCGCCGCGGACUUCGGCGCGGGCGCCGCGGCCGGCACCGUCGGGGGCCCCGGGAGCCGCUCGGCGGCGGGCGCAGGCGGCACCGGGACCGGCGGCGCCGCCUCCUGCUGCUCCUGCUGCUGUUGCUGCUGCGGUCGCCCCGCUCGCUCCGGCCGCAGGGGUCGGCGCCGGGGCUGCUCUCCAAGCCCCGGGUGCCGCUGGGGCUACCAGGCGCUGUCUGUGGUGCUGCUGCUGGCGCAGGGCGGUCUGCUGGACCUGUACCUCAUCGCUGUCACUGACCUGUACUGGUGCUCUUGGAUCGCCACCGACCUGGUAGUGGUGGUGGGCUGGGCCAUCUUCUUCGCCAAGAACAGCCGCGGCCGUCGGGGCGGUCCAGCGAACAGCGCGCACAACCACCACCAGCUCCACCACCACUCGGCUCCGCCUCUGCACCUAUCCGCUGCGGCGUCGGCGGGGGCCGGGGCCAAGGCCCGCGGGGGCCGAGGAGGUUCUGGCGGUUCGGGGGCCGGGCCGGGGACGGCUGGGGCAGCGGGCGAGUUCGCCUUUGCGUACCUGGCCUGGCUCAUCUACUCCAUCGCGUUCACUCCUAAGGUUGUGCUCAUCCUGGGCACAUCCAUCCUGGACCUCAUCGAGCUGCGCGCGCCCUUUGGCACCACGGGCUUUCGCCUUACCAUGGCGCUGUCCGUGCCGCUGCUCUACAGCCUAGUGCGUGCCAUCAGCGAGGCGGGCGCGCCCCCGGGCUCGGCGGGUCCCCUGCUUCUGCAGCCACAGCAGCAUCGCGCCGCAGGCUGCUUCCUGGGCACGUGCCUGGACCUGCUGGACAGUUUCACGCUGGUGGAGCUGAUGCUGGACGGCCGCGUGCCGCUUCCGGCGCACCUGCGCUACCUGCUCAUCGCCGUCUAUUUCCUCACUCUUGCCUCCCCAGUGCUCUGGCUGUACGAGCUGAACACCACUGCAGCAGCUUCGUCCUGGGGCCAGGCCUCCGGGCCUGGAAGCUGCAGCCGCCUUUUGCGUUUGCUGGGCGGCUGCCUGGUGGACGUGCCCUUGCUGGCGCUGCGCAGCCUCCUGGUCGUGAGCUACCAACAGCCGCUGUCCAUCUUCAUGCUCAAGAACCUCUUUUUCCUUGGCUGCCGUGGCCUGGAGGCCUUGGAGGGCUGCUGGGACCGGGGGAGUUGGGUAUCCCCAAGUCGGGCCAGAAGCAGCUAUGGUGCUCCUCCCUCCGCUCCUCCACCACCUCCUCCUCCACCACCUCAGGGAGGCUCCCAGCGGGGCCACUUGGAAAAUGAAGGAGGCCCUCAUGGCUAUGUCAACACUCUAGCUGUGGCCUCUCAGAAUUGA
Molecule: messenger RNA, 1719 nt
Organism: Grammomys surdaster
Lineage: Eukaryota; Metazoa; Chordata; Mammalia; Rodentia; Muridae
Gene: Tmem121b
Product: transmembrane protein 121B
Exons: 1
Coding region: 1-1719 (572 amino acids)
Source: RefSeq, a predicted model, not a curated record